Messenger RNA from Lactuca sativa (garden lettuce), 2313 nucleotides. The record is from RefSeq and is a predicted model, not a curated record. NCBI's taxonomy places the organism in Eukaryota, Viridiplantae, Streptophyta, Magnoliopsida, Asterales, Asteraceae.
AUGCCACAAACAUGCAUACCACCUGUGAUAGCAAAUGAAGCUGCUUUAGCCUUAUCGAUAUCCCCUGAAUAUAAUAAGAAAAGGGAAUUUAUCAAGGACAAACCAUUGUCAUCAUGUAUUAAUAAAUUGGUGAUGGAUGAUGUUAGUGUUGAUAGAAUUGGUGGGAAUAAGGAUGAUGCAGCUAAUGAAUUUGACCAUGGAUUUAAUGAAUUUGAUGAGGAAUGUAAUGAUAUUAACCAAGAUUUUAAUGAAUUUCAUAAGGCAUGUAAUGAUAUUGACCAGGGAUUUAAUGAAUUUGAUGAGGCAGCUAAUGACUUUGAUAUUGGGUUGUACCAACAGAUUUUACAGUCUAAUGAACAGAAUGUAGAUGAUGAGGUUCAUGAAGGUGAAGAAAAUGCAGUUAAUAAGGAAGUCACUGAAGAAGAGAAUCAUGACAGAAAUGAAAUGAAUGAUGAGAAUGUAGAGAUGAGAGAUUUUGCAGUUGAUGAUGGAAGUGAAGAUAACAUAGAGACUGAUGAAGACAAUCAUGAAAGAAGUGAUGAGAGUGAGGACAGUGAUGAUAAUGAUUUCUGGGUGGAUGAAGACAACAUAAUCCAUGAUGUAGAAGUAGAUAUGAGGGAUUUUUACAUGAAUAUAGAUCUUGAAGCAGAAUUUCUUGAAAAAAGAUUAUCAAAGCAUAGAGAGAAUGAUAGUGAUGAGGUCAAUGAAGAGUUGGAUGUUAUAGAUAAUGAUCAAUUGGAUUCAUUGGAUGAGGGUUCUGAUAUAGAUAGAAAAAGAAGAGCUGUAAUAAAGGAAUUAGGGAAGGAGACUAGGUGCUCUCAAGGUGAGAUACACAAGGUAACUUUUAGGAUAGGACAAAAAUAUAAAAAUAAGAAGGAGUUAAAGGAAAAGAUACAAUUGCAUGCACUGGAAACAAGAAGGAAUAUAUUCUUUAUGAAAAACGACAAAAUGAGGUUACGGGCAAUCUGUAAAGGAACUGUAGCCUUUAAUGAUGGUCAUGUGGGUGAACCUACCCCUUGUCCUUGGGUGAUACAAGGUUCUAGGUCAGAUGUAAAUAGUAACUGGUUCAUAAAAACUUACAACCACCAACAUAAAUGCCUCCAGACAAGAAAAGUUAGAUCUGCAACAGCAAAGUUUAUCUCUAAGCAGAUAAUGGACCAGAUUGAAUCCAACCCAACAAUCCCAGUCAGAGCUCUUCAAGACCAACUUCAAAAGGAUUAUCAAGUUGGAUUCUCUAUUCACAAGGUAUCCAGGGCCAAAUCUACUGCAAAAAAACUUGUCCAGGGUGAUUACAAAAAGCAAUAUGAUGUUCUUAGAGAUUACAUCCUGGAGUUGCAGUCUACUAAUGCAGAAACCAUUGUGAAGUUAGAGUUUGAUUCAGAACCCAACCUAAGUGCUACCUCAAGAAGGUUUAAAAGGAUGUACGUGUGUUUGGGUGGAAUGAAGAAGGGCUUUAGAGCUUGCCUGAGGGAUUUUCUAGGUUUUGAUGGGGCAUUUAUGAAGGGCCCUUUCCCAGGACAAAUUUUAACUGCAGUUAGGGUAGACUCCAACAAUGGAAUAUACCCCCUAGCUUAUGCCAUUGUUGAGACUGAGAACACUGACAGUUGGAAGUGGUUUCUAGAGUGUAUUGCAGAUGAUCUGGACCUAUAUGCAAACUUAAACUUCACAUUUAUAAGUGACAGACAAAAGGGAUUGCAGACUGCCAUUUCUCAGUUGUUCCCAUGUGCUGAGCACAGGUUUUGUCUCAGGCAUAUACAUGACAAUAUGAGAAAAACAUGGAGAACUAAUGAGUACAAGGAACAUUUGUGGAAUUGUGCUACAUCAACAACAAUUCCCCCACAACAUUGGGCAAGAAGCCACUUCACAUGCAGAGCAGUUUCAGAUAUGCUUCUGAAUAAUCUUUGUGAAGUUUUUAAUAGCAAAUUGAUUGAGGGAAGGGACAAGCCACUGAUAACCCGCUUGGACUACAUUAGGGAGUAUAUGAUGAAAAGAAUAUGCAAUGUCAUAAAGGUGCAAAAGAAGUGUGUUGGUCCACUAACCCCAUCUGCAACAAAGAUCAUGGAGAAGAAUGUGAAUUGGGCAUCUCAGUACACAGUUAGGUGGAAUGGGUCAGAUAAAUACCAAGUGCAAGGGCCAUGGCAGGAUGAACAUGUUGUUGACAUGGUUGAAAGAGUAUGCAGUUGUAGGAAGUGGGAAUUAAUAGGACUCCCUUGUAAGCAUGUCAUUGCAGUCCUAAAUGACAAAGCAGAUAAUGGUGAGGAAGUUGGAGAACUGCACACUUAUGCCCACAGGGUGCACUGGCUAGAAACAUAG